Messenger RNA from Pyricularia oryzae 70-15, 1776 nucleotides. RefSeq lists its product as uncharacterized. The coding region runs from base 1 to 1776 and encodes 591 amino acids. Gene Ontology annotation, molecular function: protein binding. The record is from RefSeq and is a predicted model, not a curated record. NCBI's taxonomy places the organism in Eukaryota, Fungi, Ascomycota, Sordariomycetes, Magnaporthales, Pyriculariaceae. The transcript has 4 exons.
AUGAAGAGCCGUCAACUGCCGUCAGACGAAUCCUCCGUGCGCCUGAAGGCACGGGGUCGCGUCAGUGAACAAACCUUGGCCACCACGGGGGACUUUCUUUACAUUCAGGGCGGAACUGCGAUGAUACCCAAUAGUGACUAUAAAGGUGGGGCCGUUGAGGACAGGACAUUUGUACUCCCGCUCAAAGAAUCCUGGAGCACGAAUGACCUCGAUCUGGACAAGAAAGGAUAUGCAAAUCCGGGCUACGUUGGAGUAGCUUCAAUGUCAAUGGCAAUGUGGACUUCUCCAGGAAAUAAAGAGCUGCUUUUUUGGGGGGGUCAGUCGGCCCUUAAGGGGGGAAACAAAGGCUCUCGAGAUGCACGCUUGCAAAAGUUUACCCCCGACAGUCCUGGGAGCAAAAGUGGCAGCUGGAGGUCAGUACCUUCGGAGCCCACAGUUGAGUCCAGUCAGCAGCGUGUAUACCGCACAUAUGGAGGCAGCUGGACACAGUGCAACGGACUCGGGUUUUAUCUGGGUGGCGCUGUUAGCAACGAAACAGAUUCCCAUUUCCCGAACGUGGGCAGCGACUGGACGACGCUCAGCGGUCUUAUCAUUUACGAUAUAGCAUCCGACACAUGGCAGAACCGAAGCACCAAGAGUUUUGGGAACGGCGGUGGGAGUUAUACAUGGGGAUCUGCAGCAUGCCUGCCCACGCUAGGGACAAACGGUAAGGGCAUCGUCGUCUUUAUAGGCGGGAGCCACGCCAAUCUGCUCCAAAACUCCCAAGCCUCAACAGACGAAAUGCUGCCAAUGAACGAAAUCAAUUUCUACGACAUUGGAUCGGGCCGAUUUUAUAAGCAAAGAACAACCGGCGCUACCCCGCAACCGAGACACGGAGGAUGCAUAGUGGCUGCCAAAGCCGGGAACAGCAGGACUUACGAAGUCGUAGUCUAUGGAGGUUGCAAGCAACCAAAGGACACUUAUAUCCUUACAAUCCCGGGGUUCAGGUGGUUUUCUGCCGACAGCGCCAAUGGCUCGCCUGAUAACGACAGACAAUACCACUCCUGCGCAAUCAUUGGCAAGGGUGCCCGCCAGAUGGUCGCAUAUGGAGGUUACCCAACAACCCUGGAUGGGUCUUGGCAAAAUUUCAGCAGUACUGCAAACCAGUGGGGGGAUAGCUCGCUGCAGGUUUUGGACAUGACGGAGCUCAAAUGGAAAGAAACCUACGACUCCGAUGCCCCCAGCUAUCAACAGCCAACCAUGGUACGGAACUGGUAUAAAGAAUCCGGACUCAAAAACGUGUCAUGGAACAGUGAUAGUGUCAGGGCGCUAUUUGCAAACCUUAUUGAAAAUCCGCUCAGCGACGAACCCUUAACCGCCAACUCGCCCAGCUCCGCAGGAGCUCCCAUUGGUGCUAUCGUGGGAGGCGUGGUCGGUGCUAUCGUUGUGCUGAUACUAAUUGCAGGCUCUCUGCUAUACUUGUGCUGGUACAAACCACGGCGUCAGGGUCCAAGUUCCACUCACGAGCCAAUGCAGCCGGAAUACGUUGGAUCUAGCAACCGGCAAAGCCAGGGAAUUGCCAACUUAUACCAACCACCCCCACAACACUUCGAUGCACAUACCAACCAGUUGGAACAACAGCAUGCUUACUCGUCCAAGCGCUGUGCGGAGCUGCCAUCUCCGCCGUCAUCACCACCACCGCACAAAGAGAACGAGAUGCGGAUGGGGUCGCAUAGUGAAGGGGCUCACAUAUUCUGCCAGGAGCUGCCUGCUUAUCGUGACCCUCGGGCUACCUAA